AUACCCACAUUCAAGCAAGCGGUGACAAUCAACGCGAUCGGACUGGGUUUGGCCACCGCGUUCUGCCUGUCUACAGUCUACGGUCUCUACGGGUUAAUGAGCGGUUUGAUUUCCGAUAUGCCUACCUGGUUGGCAGCACUGUACAACGCCAUGAGUCGUCCGGUAUUCACGGUCGGAAUAGCAAUUGUCACCUACUUGUGUGCCAAUCGUUAUGCAAGUAAGCAUGGUUAA
Molecule: messenger RNA, 231 nt
Organism: Echinostoma caproni
Lineage: Eukaryota; Metazoa; Platyhelminthes; Trematoda; Plagiorchiida; Echinostomatidae
Source: the annotation of a GenBank genome assembly